Messenger RNA from Dermatophagoides farinae (American house dust mite), 839 nucleotides. RefSeq lists its product as uncharacterized. The record is from RefSeq and is a predicted model, not a curated record. NCBI's taxonomy places the organism in Eukaryota, Metazoa, Arthropoda, Arachnida, Sarcoptiformes, Pyroglyphidae.
AUGAAUACUACUACUGUUGUCAAUUAUAAUAAUAAUGAUGAUAAUGAUAAUACUCAUCCACAUCAUCAUCAUCAUCAUCAUCGUUCUUAUUGUGAUGCGAAAACAAAUGUGCUGGAAUUAUCAUCAUCAUCGGCCAUCACUAAAAAACCAAAUAAUAAUAAUAAUAAUAAUCUAUUCGAAUCGGAUAGAUAUUGUAAUAUUAUUCGUGAAAUUCUUGAUUCACGAUCAAUAAAUUCUGCUCGUUCAUGUUCCACGUGUUGUAGUGCAACAAUUAAUUCACCAUCUAGUGAUAAAUCCUUAAUUAUAACAAUUAUUGAUGAUGGAGAUUACGAUGAUGAUGAUGAUGAUGAUGUGAAAAAACAAAAUAACGAUAAAAUUCUGGCUAUGGAUACACAAAAAACAUUAAAAAAACGAACCAUUGUCCAUUGUAAUCUAUGUGAUUAUCUACAUAGGAUAUUGCGUUACAUCAAAUUCAUUGACGUUUUAUUCAUGAUUGCGUCAUUGUUAUUCACAUUGAUUAUGUUUUUAUUAUUACGACCGGAUUUUCAAAUAACAAAUGCUCAUUCUAUACUGCUAUUCAUAUUGAUCUGGUUAUCAAUCACCAGUAUUUAUCUAUUAUAUCCUACAUUUAAACGUUGGUUUUUCUAUUGGAAUCCUGGUUUCAGUUUAACAAGGCCAAAUUAAACGAAUUUUCCAUUUUUUUUAAUUGAUUGAUAAAGAAUUUGCUAUGAUAAUGAUAAAAAUUCCAAUUGUAAAAAAAAAGUUUUUUUUUUUUUUUUUCUGUGCAAUUCUGUUUUUUUUCCAAAAAAAAUUGAUUCUUUAUAAACGCAGGAAUCGUA